GCGCGCGGCUGGCUGGCCAGCCAAACCAGAGAAUCCAGUCCAUUCUGAGCAGCUCCCGAUUACGGAGUAGCGCCAAGCGAUCUGUGGUGCUACACGACGUGUGCCGCCUCGGGCCUCGUCAAUACCUGAUUACUUAUCUCUUCUCUCGCACACGGGGCUCAAAGCCGAAACGAAGGGGCCCAGUCUUUUCCCGUUCGCGAGCGGUAAUUAGGACCAGUGUGGCACAGUUGGCGGUUCUCCUCCUCCUCGCUCUAGCAAAAUAAUAAAUAGAGACAGAGAGAGACCAUGUCGGCCGCGGAGACACCGCUCACCCGCACCACGCUCCCGAGCCCCGUGCUCCGCACCGCCGCCGUGCUCGCCUUCCUCCCCUCCCUGCCCUUGUGCAUCACCCACGGCGCGCUCUCCAGCGAGCUCGUCCCGGCCCUCGGCCUCGUCCCGCUCAGCUUCUCGGCCGGCGUGUCGCUCUUCCUGCUGCUUCGCUCUCGGCGCCGAGGCACUGGGAAGGGGAAGCGGCGGAGCGGCGAGCGGGGGGAUCUGGAAGGGCUGGUUGGUGCGGCCGACGCUUCUGCUUCUGCUUCUGCGGCGGCGGCGGCGGCGGAGGAGGAGGGGGAGAGUGAAGGCGAGGAGGGUCGGGAGGGAGCCGUAGCCGUGGCGCAUGACGGCGAUGUUGACGAAGGGGGUGAUCGGGGCGACGGCGAGUCGGUGCUGACGCAUCGGAUCCUGGUGUUUGUGGUGGAUCUGGUCCUCGCUGCCGCGCUGUUGGCCGUGCUCGUGUUUACGUGGAUUCGGACGGGGACGGCGGGGGACAGGCGCCCGGAGCUGGCAAUGCUCGCGGCCUACAGUACCAUGCCAUUGCUGGUUAAUUUCUCCAUUCAUUCAUUUCUGGCGGUGCGCGAAUUCGUCGCUGGCUUGGCUAUCCCGAGCUUGGUCGAGUACACGGCAUGGCGCCUUGUGCCCCCUAACUGCCCGCAUUGCGGCAGUCGGCUGCGGCCGGACACGGUACCGCCUAUCCCGUGGUAUGAGACUGUUUCCAGGCCGAAGGUCUCCCUUCCACGCAUCAACACGGCCUCGAUUUCUCGCCCAUCCCUGCCGGCUUUUCGCAUGCCCAAGUUCUCUGGAUUGAAGGGCCCUCGCGAGUGGAAGGUCCCGAAGUGGAUGAGAGGCCGGGGUCAGGAUGCCAGCCUGUUUGUGGACGACGAACAACAUUACCGUGACCAAUAUAGCGAUGACCCCGACGCGCCCUUUGACGCGCCAUCCGGCCGUACCACGGUGGUAGCUACAGGGUCCGCACGCCCUGCUCCGGUGGAGGAAGUCGUGGUGGGGAAGCGGGAGAGGAGGGAUGUCAUUGUCGGGAGCGAGGCGUGGGCCAUAAAUGAAGAUGACCAUGUGCGGACCUGAAAUGGGAACUCACGGUCGCGUUUGCUGGUAUCCUAAUUAGGGCCCGCUUGUGCCAAGAUCUCUCCUUCAAAGUCAAGCCUGAUGAUUUGGUUCGAGCG
Messenger RNA from Thermothelomyces thermophilus ATCC 42464, 1496 nucleotides. RefSeq lists its product as uncharacterized. The transcript is spliced from 2 exons. The record is from RefSeq and is a predicted model, not a curated record. NCBI's taxonomy places the organism in Eukaryota, Fungi, Ascomycota, Sordariomycetes, Sordariales, Chaetomiaceae. Bases 286 to 1398 code for a protein of 370 amino acids.